GCCCCCAAGUCAGACAUGAGGAGUCCCCCGGGCCUGGGUCGCUGAGCAGCUGAGGUAAGAGUUCAAGUGCGUGUUCCGGCAGCCAUGGCCGACAGGGAGGGGCCGCCCAUCGCCCCGGGUCAGAUCUACAUCGAGGUGGAGUACGACUAUGAGUACAAUGCCAAAGACAAGAUGGUGGCCAUCCGCCAGGGAGAGUGCUACAUGCUGGUGAAGAAGACCAAUGAGGACUGGUGGCAGGUGAGGAAGGAGGAGGGCAUGAAGGCCUUUUACGUGCCGGCGCAGUACGUCCGGGAGGUGCGCCGGGCUCUCAUGCCCCCCCAGAAGCCCACUUUGAGGGCCAAGCCCAUCGUCUUGGAUAUCUGCCGGGUGUCCAACGAAAACCUCAACAGACCCCAGCCGGAAAUGUCAAGCUUUGGGCGCCCGUCGCCUUCCUCCACCCCGUCGCCAUCCUCUGAUCGCGUCACACCGCCGGUCCUGUCCAAGGACACCAACCAUAACGUGGGGAGUCCCCUCCACUGCAAGGUGGUGGCCGAAUUGGUGCUUCUUCACAACAACAACAACCAUCACCCCGCCAACAAUUCCACGUUGCCAAGGACUCGGGCAGACUCGCCCCCGCUCAAAGUGAACAACCACGACAAAAGUCCGGACAGCGGUAAGGCCUCCCCGCCAGGCGACCUGCCGGGAGAUCGGCUGAACAAGCUCCAUAACGACUCGGAGUCUGGGGAUGAGCUGAGCAGCAGCUCAACAGAACACAUGCAGGUAAGGUGCUACUUAAAUCCUUUUAGAAAUGGCGUCCUUGUAGAAUAGAUAUCAUGCAGAGACUGCUUUAUUUUUAGCUUUCGGUCUAAAGGACCUUCAUCAGAGCAUGCAUGGUUCAGCCGAAAUGGCAGGUGUAGAAGCAAACAAAUCGCAUCCUACAAGGAUCUGCUUCAUUUGAUGCAUUUGUAAGCUUUUGCUUUCUGCAUUCUUUGCAUUCUUUAGUAGUUUAAGAGAAUAAUCUGCACACAAAUCGGUCAAUGCAUGGCAGCUCCUUGGAGACAGGAAAUUUGGAGUACAGGCUCUCUUGAGCACCGAUGGUUUUGUUCCUCUUUGUGCAUUCCUUUCCUUUCUUCCAUUCUCCCCGAUUCAUUUCCCACCAUGUGCUCAUUUUUUCCCCUCUUCGGUCGGCUGCAGAUAACCGCCCCUGUCCCCAUCAGAUUCUGCCAUAUUGGACGCAUAGAGAUUGCACGCUCUUCUCUCUUCGUCUCUUACCGAGCUGCAUUCAUUCAUCAGCCCCUACAGUGCUCUACCUCCAAACAAUUUGUGUGCCUCAUUUGCCAAAUUUGACGAAAGUGGCAACAGUUGCAGGUCCUUAUUAAAAUGCUUCUGUUGCCCUUGAAGAGUAUUUCGUCUGGCUUGUACAGAUGUGCAUAUUUUUUGGGGGGUGGGCCGUUGCACUUGGGUCAUUACAGACUAAACAGGGUGUUCCCAGUUUCACUGUUAAAUGGAGGGUUCUGUAAUUGAGUCUUCAGGUACAUUUAGUCCAAGGAAAUGCCACAAACUCAACUGCUUGGACGUGUAGUUUUGUAGCGCUACAAGAAUGCGUUCAAAGGUAUCAUCACACCAAAAACGAAUGCUUUGUGGUAGAUAAUCUCUGCAAGGGGUCUGGUAUCUGUAUCAAGUGACUAAGCGCUAUGCAGGGUACCGAACUUCCUGUCCGCCCCUGAUGAAAACGGCCAAUAAAUCCUCUCCCUCCCACUGUCCCUGCAGUCCCCAGGUUGAUAACUCGGGCCUCCUCCCACCCUCCGUGAUAUCUGUCUCAUCACUCAGAGCCAGGAGAAUGGAGGGCUGCAGGUUUAUCCUCCCUCGUCUGCAGCGGAGGUAGAUCAGAGUAGAAAAAGGAGCCACCGCUCUUCCCAGGGCCAUUUUUGGGGCGCCUGUAGCUAGGCAGGGUCAGCUUGUUUCGAAGGCUGCUUGUGUUCUUUGUUCCACAGGCUGCAGCAGCCUUCCUCCACCACCACCACCACGGAGUGAACAAAGAGAGACAGGCUUGAAUGGAAAGUAGGUCAUAUCUGCUGAGGAUCAGUCUGUAGCCCCCGGUCGCCCCGCCGUGGGGACCACUGCGCUUAGUGUGAAUGCCAUGUGUGAUGUGCCACGUGAGGGAAAAGAUAAGUAAGAAUGGAAGCACACCAACACAGCUCACAACUUCAGAGCCCCCACAUGCGGGACGACUAAAUGGUUUAUGGAUCGGAAUUGACAGACCUCCAAAAGCCCCCCCCCCCCCCCCCCAAUCAAGGAGAGAAAAGGGUUGUUUUCCGUGUUACCGCCCGCCUCUGCCGACAUUUUUUUAAAAUUAAUUUCACGCUUGUCAAAUCGCACGGGCCAAAAUAAACACAUUUCACUCUCGGCCAUUUACAUUUGCAUGGGCAGCUCUUUGGGGUGUCUUUUUGUUCGGCUACAGUCGUGCUGGAGGGGCGGAUAAGAAACAGACAGCAGACAGGAUUCAGCCUAAAACUCCCCGUCAAGCUCAGCGCCGUCUGUGGUCGCCGGGGCAGGUGGAACUGACUCCCUCGCUCUUUGCGAUGUUGUUUUAGUUUGUCCUGUUUGGCCUGUUGCCAGGCAAGUGUUAAAAAAACAUCACUUUCUUUUAUCUCCCCUACUUCCACUGGUUCCUGUCAUUGCAGGGGUGCAGACAAACUGGGCCUGAGAGAGUAGGGCGGGUCAUUUCAUAUCUUGAUAAUGAUAUAUAUCACAAUAUAGCAUGUUUAAGGUGAGGUCAAUAAAUAAAUAGUCUAUAUGAAAUGACCACAGUAAUGUAGUGCAAAAUAAAUGUUAUAAGUGAAAUUACAGAGAAACAAAUACACAAGCCAUACACUGACCGUUUACAUGCACAGACAUACAGAGUAAUACCGUUUGAUUUAACUGAGUUUAAUCAGAUUUUUGAAGAAAGUUGAGUUGUAUGUGCUCGUAUCAAUGAAUACUAGAUUCAAGAGCCAAGAACAUCUGAUUCAUCGGUUGUCUUUUUAACAAAACUGUAUCUACAGAAAGAUGAAUGAGAAUCCCCUAAAUUAAAGUAUUGGGUAAGUGUGAACAAGAUUCAGUAAGUAAUUCAGAGUAGGACUGAGCGCACAACUGGGCUGAGCAGAGGCUCUUUGUGACAAUAAACUGAACCUGAUGCGUCAAAUAGUUCCCUCAUAACGUCAUGAAACAAAGAUUCAUGUUGCCAUCUUCCCCGUUAUCCAUCCACCAGGACAGGCCACCUUCAGCCUCCCCUCCACAGAUGCAUUGAGCUGUGAGUGAAUGUGCAUAUGGAUGGAUCUGUGAGGAGGGAUUUGUCGCUGACAUGCUUCCUCUCGAGUGCCAGCUGGCCCCCCUCUUAAUUGAUUAGAUCUGAUCCCGGGGUGUCGGUUAACGCCUCUGCAUCCCUCCGCGUGUAAUUCGCUUAUCUCAGGGGCUGCAGCGAAGCGCGACGGUCCGCUCUCCCCGGCACCUCGACAGGCUGCUUUGGUUUGUGGUCACACAGCCGUCCUCCUGAAUCUUACUUAGUUACUACCCCUCCCCCCCCCCUCUCCUCUAAGAGCACUAUGCUCUUAAGGUAUUGGCAAAAUAAACCUCUUUUCCUCACUUCUCAAGAACCUGGCAGUGGCGGAGAGUGUUUAUUUCCUUGAAAGAACGUGGCAAACCAUAUGAUUUAGAAGGCUGUUUUUCACCCAGGCAUAGUGGCUUUCUCUGCGGCCGUUCGGGUUUUUUAAGACGCUGCCUUGUUGCCUAGUUUCAAAUUCAACAGCAAAACAUGACCACACAGAUCCCCAGUUGCCACAAAGACGGUUAUUUUUAAGUCUUUGGGAAUACUCGCGUCUUCUUUAGAGCGGGGAGAGUCGCGACUUGUAACGGCCCCCGUUACUUUGCCAAAGCGCAGUGACUUAAUGAGCAGAUGAAGGCUGCUCUGUGGGAUUGUGUGAGAGGCCAGAUUGUUGUCUCUCUCUGAGCUGUGUGUGUCACCGAGGGGGGAAGAUGUGGCGAGGGCCCCCGGACGCGUUUGCGUCUGUGGCUUCGUGUCCACGGAGCCAGCGAAGGGCCGCCCUGUACUCACUCACGCUCUGAUUAGAAAGACCUUGAGAGGCCUUCACCGUUUUCACACCAUCACACUCCAAACAAGGUAUCAGCCACCAAGGAGGACCCACCCCCGCCCUUUCUUUCACAACUCCAGACACAUUUAUCUUGUUAAGUAACUCCUCGUAGCACUAACGCGCGGCGCUCCGUGUUAAUAAUAAAAACCAGUAAUUCCCCGGAGAUUACAAGCUGGAUCAGUCGCUCCCCCGAAAAUAAGCUGCCUUCCUUUCCUGUUUCACAGAAAAUGUCCUGGUGAGGUCGGCUUUAAGGAUGCCCGCUGUCACAAUGACAUAACCGGCUUGUAAAUGCAUCCGCACGGAUCCUCGAAGGGUUUGGAAAACAAAAGGAAACAGCUGAGUGGAGGCCAGAGUCUGUCUGCCUUCAACCUGCUGUGUGGUCGUCCUGCUAGCUGGCGAGGAGGAGGAGGGGGGGUGGGCACAGCUAGACAGGGACAAAGUGCCAGGACCCUGAGCCCUGACAGAGCCACGGUAGUCCAUGUGGGACGGCAGAGACCUGGGGACAGGAGGCCAGACAGAUAUGUUGUCAUUUUUGGGUAAAUGCGGAGAAAAAACACCAGACGGCCGCCACGAGCGAGACGAAAGACUCGAGAGGGCGACGUUACAAGGCCGCCAUGGAUCGCUCAUCCUUUCUUUCAUGCGUGUGCUCUUUGUCUUUUGCCAAGUUGUGUGUUUGCGGACUUGUGCAACAGAGCAAAGGCUGAGAUCGCUCCAGCAGAGCGUUGAAAUAGACUGCUGCGUGGGCGUGGCUGGGACUCCUAAGGGCACUUUGAAUAUGUAUACACUCCUAGAGAGGUUUGGUGGAAUGAACUGCUGCUAUUUUGGGGCGGUGAAUCAGGUCUUUAUUGUCCAGUGACGCGGGUUUUCUCCCACGUGACGCAGAAUGUGUGUAUUGUUAAUUUGAAGGACAGCGCGGUGGCUGUUGAGGGAGCCUUUCUCUCGCACUUGAGCGUCUCGGGAAAGCUCUUAAGUUUACAGGGCAGAAACGACCUCCUGUUCCCGAACAUCCCAACGCCGCAAUAACCAGCUAAUUACAUGUCGUGCUAAAUGCAUUCUUUGCCCGCGGAGGACAAAAUAUUUAGCUGCAGAGCAAUUUCCAAAUAAGCUGAGAUCCCUUUGAAGUUAGAAGGUCCGUGCUCCUAUUACAUAAUGGCCCAGUAAAUACCACCGAGUGUGAGCAGUGCUGUAAAGUGCAACCGGGUCCCGUGUGCCGUGCCCUGUAAUUCUGGAGCUGCGCCGAGAGUCUUGCUCCCGGACCGGCUGAAGAGGAGGCCCCCCCUUGUUUUCCAGUGCAUGCUCGACAUUCCUGCCUCAGUGCCUGCACACUCGCACACAGUGAGGCAACAGGCGAGUAAGCUAAGUCAAUGAGCGCCCGCUUUCCCCUCCAAAGCGAAGCGCCGAACCCUGUCAGUAAUUUGAUAUUAAACUCCAGCAAGUUGUGCAUCCAUGUGAGAGUCUGCUACCUCUCUUCUCUUUCCUCUGUCUGCGCCUUUUGGUUUCUCUUCAACUUUUUCCUGCUCGCUCUCGCUCUUGUCUCUCGUUUUUGUUUUGCUUCCUCUUCCUUUGACGGCCUCGUAUUCACCUCUCCUCUGUCUCUCUGAAUCAUGUUGUCAGAUGUGGUCCAACUAGCUCCUCGUCCAACCUGUGACCACCAUUUUUUUUUUAUUCUUGUCUUCCCCACAUCCAUCCUGAUCCUCUGUGACACAACAAGAGGAUUAAACCCCCUCCCCUAUCCGAGGGGCUGAGCCUUCGAGACAAACCACAAGAGCUGAUGUUGACAAAUCGGGCUCGGGGGGGGGGGGGGUAUGGAGACUCAUGUCUGUUGUGUAGGGUGCAGCAUAUUUAACCCUUUAAUUCUUCCCAUGAAGUGCUGGCUGAAGGUGAGCCACGUGAAAUGGUUAACGUCCAGGAUCAAGGCGUAGAUUUCUUAGAUUUCUGAGGCGAGUAAUUUUGGAUUGAAGCAGCCAGCGAUGCCAACAACAUGUAAUGAAAUAUUCAGUGUUUACCUCCGAAUUCUAUUCUUGGCAUGUGGUUGAAAGUGGACAGUGAAACAGAAUCAGAUCAUCAUAUGAUACUCCAAUACCGAUGAAACGGUCGGAGUAGCAGCGACUUAAUGCUGCAGCAGGCAGGUCACAAAUCCCCUCCUAACUGCAAUGAUUACUCUGGCCUUCUGAAAUGAAGCUAAUAUUUAAUCACUACCAGAUAUGUGUGUUGAAGGACUCUGACACACCAGCAUUUCUACAGAACAUGUACAUUACAGACUGAAAUCACUUCAUCUCAAUGGAAUCGCUGUGAUGAGUGGAUCAGCUUGUUGAGAAUUAAUCUUUAAGCUGUAACAAAUGUGUUGAAUGCAUUUUCUUCUUCUUAAAGCCUUUGCAAAGCUGUUUUUUUUUUUUUUUUUUUUUUUUU
Messenger RNA from Anarrhichthys ocellatus (wolf-eel), 6518 nucleotides. RefSeq names its product rho GTPase-activating protein 12-like. The transcript has a single exon. Lineage: Eukaryota; Metazoa; Chordata; Actinopteri; Perciformes; Anarhichadidae. The record is from RefSeq and is a predicted model, not a curated record. Gene Ontology annotation, molecular function: protein binding. Gene Ontology annotation, cellular component: cytoplasm. Gene Ontology annotation, biological process: regulation of GTPase activity. Bases 85 to 807 code for a protein of 240 amino acids.